AUCGACUUCAAAGCCGUACGUCUGAGCGCUCAGCUCGUCACGCAGCACCAGGAAAUGGAGGAGCCGUGCGGGUGAUGCAGCAGCGGACCUGGGAGGAGAAAACGAGCAACAGGCAGCUUCACAGCGUCAGCGACAACUCUUUCUACUGCGAGAUCUCAUCAUCAACAGGUGAAGAUGAGCGACCCGAAUCAGCCCAAAGUUGAACUUUUUGUGAAGGCGGGCAGCGAUGGUCAGAGCAUCGGCAACUGUCCGUUCUCCCAGCGUCUCUUCAUGGUGCUGUGGCUGAAAGGAGUCACCUUCGACGUGACCACGGUGGAUAUGAAGAGGAAACCGGACAUCUUGAAGGACCUGGCUCCGGGUGCCCAGCCGCCCUUCCUGUUGUACGGCAGCGAGGUGAAAACAGACACCAACAAGAUUGAGGAGUUCCUGGAGGAAAACCUCAGCCCACCAAGGUAUCCCCGUUUGGCCGCUCGUAACCCAGAGUCCAACACGGCAGGCAUGGACGUGUUCUCCAAAUUCUCCGCUUACGUCAAGAACUCAAACCCUCAAACCCAUGAAAAUCUCGAGAAAGGCCUGCUGAAGGCUCUGAAGAAGCUCGACGACUACCUCGGCUCCCCACUUCCUGACGAGAUCGACGAGAAUAGCGCUGAUGAUGUCACUUCCUCGUCCCGCCCCUUCCUGGACGGCCAAGACCUCACUCUGGCUGACUGCAACUUGCUGCCUAAGCUCCACAUCAUGAAGGUGGUGUGUUUAAAGUACCGUAACUUCCACAUCCCUGAGCUUCUGUCGAACCUGUGGAGGUACCUGAACGCAGCGUACGCCAGGGAGGAGUUCUCCUCCACCUGCCCGGUCGACGAGGAGAUCCACAUGGCCUACUCCUCUGUCGCUAAAGCUCUCAAGUAGGAGGAGAUGGGAUGCCCGAGCAGAGCAAAAAUCAAAAAGCACAAAACGCACGUUAACUGCUCUGCACACAGCGAGCACACACUCUGCCUGCAGCAUGGUCCAAACCUUUCAUUUAUCAUUUAUCAUGUUCAUGUUCAUGUUCAUGUAAUGCUUCACAUCUGUUCUACUAUCAUCAACCUAUACUUUCUUUUUUAUAUCUCACUUAUCAGCUGAAUUUACAAGGACAGUAACAAACUCCUAACUCGUUGAUCAUGCUGCUUGCAGACUCACACACACACACACACACACACAGACUCACACACUCACACACAGACUCACACACACAGACUCACACACUCACACACAGACUCACACACACACACACACACACACAGACUCACACACUCACACACACAGACUCACACACUCACACACACACACACAGACACACACACACUCACACAGAGUAACACACACACACACACUCACACACACACACACACUCACACACAGACUCACACACUCACACACACACACACAGACACACACACACUCACACACAGAGUAACACACACACACACACACUCACACACACACACACAGACACACACACACUCACACAGAGUAACACACACACACACACUCACACACACACACACACUCACACACAGACUCACACACUCACACACACACACACACACUCACACACAGAGUAACACACACACACUCACACACACACACACACACACACACUCACACUCAGACUCACACACACACACACACUCACACACACACGUUUCACACUUAAACCCGCCUCUCAGAUCAAACGUCCACUAGUCACGUGCAACCCUCACACCUGCCAAUUCACCUUCCAUUGUCUCUCUAUCAAGGAAACAAUAACGCACAUAAACACCAGCGCCAGCUCACCUGCCAAAGUGUCUUCUGUGGUUUGGAUUUUUUUCGCCAUAACUCUAUUUUUAGAUUUAGAACAAAAUAAGAUUAGAUUUUUUUUUUCUCAAACCAAUCUUGUACUUAAGUGUAAAAAAACAUCUUGUGCUUCAUAAGCCUCAGAAAAGGAAGUUAAACUCGCUUAAUGGAGGCAGCAAACAGAAACAGGAAACGUAUUUCAAUAGACCUCUGGGCUUCCCCUUUCUGCGCUCUCACGGCGGGCGUGACGGAUUAUUCAAGAUUACACAGCUUCUUGUUGAUCCGCUGAAAGGAGCUCUUUUCCAAAAAAAUGUAAUGCUGUUCUUCCUGCAAAGUAUGAAGGAUCUUUUUUAGUGUCACACCAGAAGGAAUAAAGGUUGAUAGUGUGUUAGAGCUGCUGUACAGUCACAGGUUUGAGGCUGUUGUUUUCUGCUGAAGUGCUACAAAGACGGCUCACUUAAUGCCUCCUAGAGGAGCUCAUGGCACGCGGCCAGUUCUGUCACAUGGGAAUCAAAAAUAGGAAGUUUGAUACAAACAUGCAGAUUUUUUAAACAGGAACAGCUCGUUCAGUUUACGAUUGCAGGCCGUUAUUUAAUAUUAGAUCGAGCUUAUAGGUUUCAUAAAAAGGUUUAUAAAUGUCUUGAUUGUCAACAAAUACCAAAACCAUCAACAUGUUACUCUGUCACCCCGUUCUUAAUGAAAUGUCUUCAAUCAUUCUGCCUCGCUGUUACAUUUUGCUUCAGCAGAAUCAUUUGAAAACAAAAGGCAUUGUUUCCUCUAACUGCAGGACUCUGGUCUGUUUCUUGGGAUCUAUUCCAGCUGCAGAUGGAUGAUACAGAUGUGUGUUUCCAGUGAGUGUUAACAGCAGUAGGUGUGGUUGUGCAUUUUGGAGCUAUUCAAGAAAACUCCUGUGCCAUCAUGUGCAAUCUGACACAAAACUGGUGUCAAUUUUGGAGGUGUAUCUUUUCCAAGAUUACCAAUAAGGCGUCAAAUAAAAGUUUUGCUCUUAAAGCGACACAGAGUUUUUCUGUGCAGAUAGUUUUGCAAAGAGUCGACUAAAUUCUGCCGAGCUGGACAAACUGAAUGAUGAGAGCUUUUUUUUUUUUUAAACCAGCCUAAGCAUUGUGUUUUUGUAUUCUGUAUUUCAUUUGAAAAACACAAGUAGCAACAUAUCUAUGGCAGGCUCGUCUCAGUCUGAAAACAUCGUCUGACUGAUAUGAGGUUAAGCUCAACACUGUAUAUCCAGAUGUGGUAACACAGGCUCUUCUUCUCAGCAGGGGAAAGCUUUGCUGGUCUCUUUAUGAAAUCUGUUGACAAUAAGAAACAUUUUUAAAAUCUCAAGACUUACUCUUUAUUUCAUUUUUAAACCCUGAAUACUUGCAGGUUGAACCUGUUUCAGUUUGGAUUUAAAGGUGCUUUUCUGAAAGUCUAGUUGAAGUGAUUUGAAACUGAACCAGAGCACGCCUCCUCUGACUGCAGUAGCAGCUUCUGUAGAGGAUUUCAUUGACUUCACGGCAUGUCCAGAUUACUCUCCAUCGAGCUUCUUUGCUGUUUGGACUCCAUUUAUAAAGUAGCUUCUUGUUCUGAGCUCAGGAUAGCCUCGUUGUGUUUGUGUCUUGUCUCUUAGAUCUAGAUUCAGAUCUUGAAAAUUUCACCCAAGUGCGAUUAAAACAGAUUGAAAACGACAACUUUGAACAAAAAUGUUGACAAUAAUAGACACCCAGCGUGAGCACAGUUGCUUCUUAAGAUUUAGGAAUGUGAUUGAAAUCCCUCCGUGAUGAACUUCUGCGUUUGGCGGUGUACGUGUGGAUCUAAAAGAUGACGCUUGUUCAUUUUGCUUGACUGAAUUGUUUUUGAAAUCUUCAAGGAGACGGACAUUUAAAGGGACAGAGUCUGAAUAAUUUCAGUUUCUGAUGUAUUCGAGGGAGCAUGUUUCACUUUUUACUGUAGGGUUUGAUACUUUUUCAGGGACCUUUGAACUUGUUUUAAUCAUAAAAAUGUUUUCAUCUGUUUUUUUUCACUUCAUUGUUUUGAAUAACAAUUUUAAAAACUGUUAUAAAUUCACAUUUUGAGACCCGUAUUAUAAUGUUCACACUUUAAAUACCCCCUCCCCCCCACCAGUAUAUUUGAGCCUUUUCAAAAAACAACUCUUUUUCAUGCCGUCUGUCAUGAAGUCAAACUCAGUUGCACUUCAGAAGUCCACAGCAUCCAAACAGGUGUGGACACUAAUGCAGUAGAUUAACAUCAACAAUGAAGACAAUCAAACUAAUAGCACAGAUGAAAUGUAUUUUGUACUUUGAAGCUCUUACAAAGACACAUGUAUUAAUAUUCUAAUAAAAAAAUCUUCAUAAUAAAUCAA
This is a messenger RNA of Labrus mixtus (cuckoo wrasse), 4168 nucleotides long. RefSeq names its product chloride intracellular channel 1 (gene clic1). The transcript has 7 exons. Bases 175 to 903 code for a protein of 242 amino acids. The record is from RefSeq and is a predicted model, not a curated record. Lineage: Eukaryota; Metazoa; Chordata; Actinopteri; Labriformes; Labridae.